Molecule: messenger RNA, 882 nt
Organism: Silurus meridionalis
Lineage: Eukaryota; Metazoa; Chordata; Actinopteri; Siluriformes; Siluridae
Gene: fkbp3
Product: FKBP prolyl isomerase 3
Exons: 7
Coding region: 54-716 (220 amino acids)
Molecular function (GO): peptidyl-prolyl cis-trans isomerase activity
Source: RefSeq, a predicted model, not a curated record
AUUCCGAUUGGCUGUUCUGCCGGAGGUCAGAGUUCGUGAAGUUCAAAAGCAAAAUGGCUGCCGAACCCGCACGAGAGUGGAGCGAUGAGAAGCUGAACAGUGAGGAAAUACCUAAAAAAGACAUUAUCAAAUUUCUGCAGGACAAUGCAUCACAUUCGUUUCUUGUUGAACACAAACUCAUGGGAAAUAUCAAAAAUGUUGUGAAGACUGCAAAAAAGGAGCAGCUCGUUCUCGCCUACAACCAGCUCUUUGAGAGCAAGAAGUUUAAAGGCACAGAAGUGGAGCAGGUGUCUGAGCAGGUGAAAGCUGUGAAGAUCGACGAGAAGCCCAAAGACGCAAAAACAGAAGUCGUAGAUGAGGGCCCCCCAAAGUUCACAAAGUCAGUGUUAAAGAAAGGAGACAAGACCAACUUUCCCAAAAAGGGAGACACAGUGUCAUGUUGGUAUACUGGCACGCUUGAGGAUGGCACUGUUUUUGAUACCAACAUCCCUUCAGCAGCACGGAAAAAGAAGCAGACUAAACCACUCUCCUUUAAAGUCGGGCUUGGCAAAGUUAUCAGAGGGUGGGACGAGGGGCUCCUGGUCAUGAGCAAAGGCGAGACUGCACGCUUGGAAAUCGAGUCAGAAUGGGCUUACGGUAAAAAGGGGCUUCCUGAUUCCAAAAUCCCACCAAAUGCAAAACUUAUUUUUGAGGUUGAACUGGUGGCCAUCGAUUAGGAUCACGGCUGAAACAUUACAGCAGGACUCUGGCAUGUUUAUCAGCGUUCAUAUUAAACUCAACUGUAAUGCACUGCAACAUACUCUAUACUACAGGUCAUGAUUAAAAAACAACCAUGUUAUACUACACAUGUUAAAGGAAAUUAAUAAAAAAUUCUGAGCUGGC